AUGGAAAUUUCUAAAGGAAUUUCUGAAGAAUCUUUUGAAGAAAUUGAAGAACAAGAAGAAUCAACUCCUAAAAUUGUAUCUGUAUUAAAAAAAUUUAAAGGUCGUUCAUCUCGCAGAAAAAUCA
Funneliformis geosporum is the source of this 124-nucleotide messenger RNA. Lineage: Eukaryota; Fungi; Glomeromycota; Glomeromycetes; Glomerales; Glomeraceae. The record is from the annotation of a GenBank genome assembly.